AUGAAGCACAUUGUAAUACUUCUAAUAUUUGUGUUCAUUUUACCAAGUACAUUGUCUAAUAAUAUUUCAGUAAGCCUUCAGGAUAACAAAGUUAAGGAUUUACUCAAGAUAAUUGCAGCAAUUUCAUAUACCGAAGAAUAUACUGAAACUAUAAUAAUUAUUGAUGUCGAUAAUGUAAGUCACAAAAUAAAUUUUGAAUUUAAUGCAAAUUCAUUUAUCGUAUACGACAGCAACUGUAAAAAACCUUUACCUAAAUACAACAAAUAUAAAGGUUCGUUUUUAUUCCUUGUUGACCGACCUAGAGCAAAUAUUUAUCGUUAUAUAAAAAGAUUUUACAGAUGGAGUAACUAUGAUAUUCAAACUCCUGUCACCAUAUACAUACCAUUUGUAAAAGUCGAAGAAGAGUUAAAUUACAUGAAAUGGAUCAAAAAUAUGUUCAAGAAAUUGUGGCUUCUGAAUCUGACCAGAGUGCUUGUAGUUUUCUGGUCACAAAUUACAAACUCCAUGCAAUGGUUCAAUUAUCAUGUGUUUUUAAAAACUGUGUACAACCAAACAGGAAUUUAUGAUUUAAGAUCUAAUAUGUCUGCAGCUGAGAAAAAUUUCUACGAGUUUCCACUUAUGGUUUGUUUUUACAAUGCAGUUCCUUUCAGCAUCAUUUUAAAUGUUGAAGACAAGGUGUUAAUAGCAGGAAUAGAUGGUUUUAUGAUGAAAACGAUUUUGAAAAAAAUCAACGCAACUUAUCAAAUUGUCAAAUUCGAUAGCAAGAAUGGAGCUGAUAUUCCUGAAUCAAGACAAGCUGUGAUUGACCAUCGAUGUGAUGUUUUAUUUACUUCUCAAUAUUUCGUAGACAACUCUAAACCUGAUCUCCAAUAUUUGUAUCCAGUGGCAACCGAUGAAUGGUGCAUUAUGGUUCGCAAAGCUGGUAAAAAGAUUGAUAUAUUCAGGUUUAUCAAACCGUUCAAACCACGGUUUUGGAUUGCAGUAAUUUGUUGUACUAGUUCUGUAAUUAUAAUUUGGAACUGGUAUUUAAAACAAGCUAGCAUUUUACUCCAUAAAGAAGACAAGAAAUUGAACUGGUUGCACGUCAUAAGUAUUUUUCUGAAUGUCACGUUAUCGAUAAAGAUGUCAAAAUUAUCGGCUUCAACAAGAACUAUGAUUAUGUCUGUUGUAAUUUAUAAUAUAACGGUUUCAUAUUCUUACUUGGCGUUAUUAUUUGGCAGCUUGAUAACACCGAUAUAUAAUGAAGACAUGCACACUUUGGACGAUGUUAAUAAAACAGGCAUGAAAGUAAUGACUCCUGAAUCCGAGUUCGACCGGUGGGCCGAUAUGGGCUUGAACAACAGUGACAUUUUGAACAACAUGCUAGUAACAGAUUCUAACAUGUCAAAAAUAUUACACAUGCAAGAAACAAUGCAAUUAGAAUACGGUUACACUGUCACUUAUCGACCUGCCAGCUUUCAGGUCAAACUAUCAAAAUAUUAUAGAGAAAAUCGGCCUGUGUAUCACAUCGUUGAAGAAUGCUUUUUGCCAACUCUGUCCAGCUAUGCCAUCACAAUUGAUUUUCCUUUCGGCAGAAGGAUAGAAAGAUAUCAAACACGAAUUCUGGAAUCUGGAAUUCCAGAAUAUUGGGAUGCUAUUAGCAAAUAUGAAUAUACUAGUGUAGUACCGUUUCACUACGAGAGAGAUGAUAAAUAUGAUAAAAGUGUUGAUGUUAUUGCUUUGAAUAUGUCCCAUUUUGGUGGAAUUUUUUAUGCUUUGGCUAUAGGUUUAAUUAUAAGUUCAAUUGUGUUUGCUUUAGAAACUGUGAAAGGGUUCAAUAUUAUACCUAGCUUUUAUAAGUCAAUGAACACGAAAUUUAGAUAA
Messenger RNA from Ctenocephalides felis (cat flea), 1863 nucleotides. RefSeq lists its product as uncharacterized. The transcript is spliced from 2 exons. The record is from RefSeq and is a predicted model, not a curated record. Bases 1 to 1863 code for a protein of 620 amino acids. NCBI's taxonomy places the organism in Eukaryota, Metazoa, Arthropoda, Insecta, Siphonaptera, Pulicidae.